AUGGACACCACCACCCUCUCCGUAUUAGGCGUCGACGACGCGGAGCUAUCCAGAUUAUUAUCGGACGCCGGCGCGCCCCACGACGAGGUGCCUCGCUUACUAAGGAGGCUGCGCAUGUACUUUCUGCAGGGGGGCUCGGUCGACGCGCUCCUAGGAGACACCUCGAUCCUCGAGGGCUGGGGCGUCAGUCGCGGCGCGAUCGCUCUCCUAAGAGCGGUGCUUUCAGCCGCGCAACAAGCGAGGCAGCGGCACAAGCGCAAGCGCACUGAUGAUAGGACCUUUGUUGAUUCUGUCCGAGCUUCUCUAGAAAUGCUGCGCGUCGACCUCGCGUCCACGAAGGUGCCGGCGCCGCCGUCCGACAACUACGAGGACGACGCCUUCGAGUCCGACGACGAAGGCGACGGAGGUGGUGUUAAUUUGGCGAGCGUCGCGAAGAUGUCUCUUGAUGCUCCAUCGCAGUUGGUCAUACCGUCGCCGUUGCCGACGCCGGCCGUGGCCCAGACGCCGGUCAUCCGACCGCCGCCGCCACCGAGUAACUUGCCGACGCCGACGCCUCUACCUCCGGAGUCGGAGAAACGGCCACAACGCCUCUCGAUGGAACAAAAACAAAGGCUGAGCCAGGCCGCCGGCGUCCGGAGAAGAACGGCGAAGCACAUCCUGAACGGCCAGUGGAAGCUCGGGAAGUGUAUUGGGCAAGGAUCGUUCGGCUCCGUCUAUACGUGUUUAGAUUCUGUCACGGGCAAGCAUAUAGCCUGCAAGAUGAUGGCCAUCCCGACGGCGUCCGUCGCGCCCGAGGGCGCGCCUUCUAGAGGACCAACCAAAGCCGAAUCUGAGUUAAGGGCUUUAUGUUCGGAGAUCGAACUUAUGAGAAGCUUGGAGCACCCCAACAUAGUGCGGUACCUAGGCACGCACGUCGACGACCAGCAGUUGCAACUUUAUAUUUUCCAGGAGUGGGUGCCCGGUGGCUCGCUAGCAGCUCAAUCCGCACAAUAUGGCGCUCUCAGUGAAAAAGUCGUUCGUAUGUAUGCGCGCCACUUGUUGUCAGGACUCGUUUACUUGCACGAGAACCACAUCAUACAUAGAGACAUCAAGUGCGGCAACGUGCUUAUUGAUCAGCACGGCGUGGCCAAGCUCGCGGACUUUGGCGCUUCGCACCGACUAGGUGCCGACGGCACGCUAACGCGAGAUGCGAAAUUAACGAUGCGCGGCACGCCCUACUUCAUGGCGCCGGAGGUAUUAUCGCAGGACAAGUUCGGACGACGCUCGGACGUCUGGAGCUGCGGUGGAGUCAUCUUACAAAUGGCGACCACCCACCCGCCGUGGAAAUUGUUGGAGUUCAAGACGCCCAUGGCCCUCUUCUACCACGUCGCUUCGACGGAUGCUCCUCCUCCGAUCGAUUCGUAUGAGUUGUCUCCGGCGCUGAAGGCGUUGAUUUUGAGGUGCUUCGAACGCGACCCGCGGAAGCGGGCGCAUGCUUUUGAAGUGUUAGAUGAUCCGUUCUUUUGUGUCGAAGAGGAUUCCCAGGAAGUGUCGGGCGACGCCUGCGAAAAUACGGUCGAUCGCAUCACGGAGGCGGCGACGCCGCGGCCUCCAUUGCUCUCGCCGCCGCCGUCGUCGACGCGGCUGUCGGACCUGAAGCUGCGGAUGUCCCUGCGCCGGAGCGUGGCGCCGCCCUAA
This is a messenger RNA of Pelagomonas calceolata, 1677 nucleotides long. Lineage: Eukaryota; Pelagophyceae; Pelagomonadales; Pelagomonadaceae. The record is from the annotation of a GenBank genome assembly.